Molecule: messenger RNA, 471 nt
Organism: Dovyalis caffra
Lineage: Eukaryota; Viridiplantae; Streptophyta; Magnoliopsida; Malpighiales; Salicaceae
Source: the annotation of a GenBank genome assembly
AUGUUGUACUUGCCUUGUGUGUCCGAUCGAAUAAGUGAACAUGGUGGCCUUGUUAAAUGUCAACGCGGACUAACAAAUGGGACCAAGUUGAAAGAAGUCGGGAAGCCAUUAGUGAUAGAAGAAGCGAGAGAUGACUCCUCCUCAACUUAUGGAGGUUCAUUUAAAGAUACUCUUCACCUCUCGUCUAACAUAUUAAUGUUUAUUUGUGGGAAGCCAAGCCUCGUGAUCCUUCACAUGUUUGAUAUCCCACCUACAAUCGAGGCAUUGGAUGGUGUGAAGAUCGAGUUGCAUCGAUCGGGACUCGCGGAGAGCAACGCAUUUUUAUCAAGGAAAACAUUUUUCAAAGAAACUGGUGUCCCGACCUUUCAGAACUUGAGAUAUAGAAUGUUGUACAUCAGCUACGGUGCAACCAUUUCAGAGCAAGCAAUUGAGAGAGCCACCAGCGAUAAGAUUUCUUUCCAAAAGUCCUAG